Messenger RNA from Telopea speciosissima, 535 nucleotides. Its product is annotated as protein NONRESPONDING TO OXYLIPINS 2, mitochondrial-like. Lineage: Eukaryota; Viridiplantae; Streptophyta; Magnoliopsida; Proteales; Proteaceae. The coding region runs from base 77 to 403 and encodes 108 amino acids. The transcript has 3 exons. The record is from RefSeq and is a predicted model, not a curated record.
CCCCAACCUUUAAACCCUAAACGGCAACCAAAUCCUGCAAUUGCACUGGCAUUGAACUUUUGACCGUCUCUUUGUCAUGGCGUCGGCCUGUAGCAGAUUCAUCAGAAGAACGGCUCUUUCGCCCCUCAAGUCAGCCGUUAAAUCGAAAAUUCGAACACCUUCGUUUGAUGGGUCUGCAACAGCACCAUCUUCAAGUGUUCCUCUUUCAAGUCGAUCCAACUGCACGGCUCCUAGUCGUCAUUUCUCCUUGUUGAAUAGAUCACCAGCGGAACUUGGAUGCGCGCAUUCUUUGUUGCCUCUCCACAGUGCUGUCGCCGUUGCGAGGCUUACAUCAUGUCUGAGCUCGAACUCGAGGUGCUGCCGCGCUCUCUCACAGGAGCUCGGUCUAUCCGUUCCAAGGUGACAGUGUAAGCAGAUCACAUUUUGACAACAUCUAUCUUCUUGCAUUCAGAGACACAGGCUGUUGUAAUUCUUACUCAAUGAUAUUGAUUUGGAAAUUAUACAGAGCGGUAAAAAUAUUUUUGAUUUUUCCCAA